Messenger RNA from Hydractinia symbiolongicarpus, 1059 nucleotides. RefSeq lists its product as uncharacterized. The transcript has 5 exons. Bases 110 to 805 code for a protein of 231 amino acids. The record is from RefSeq and is a predicted model, not a curated record. NCBI's taxonomy places the organism in Eukaryota, Metazoa, Cnidaria, Hydrozoa, Anthoathecata, Hydractiniidae.
AUGCUAUAAAAACAUUAAUUGGAGUUAAAAAUUAAUAUAGAUAUUUUACAUAGACGUACAACGAGUUAGUAAUUACAUUGGAAGAGUUUAUUCAAAACAAGACAUAGACAUGGCUGCCAGCACUGCUGUGUUUCUUUUACUCUCUAUUUUUAUAUCUCCUGUUUUGUGCGAGGGGGAUGGAUUAAGUAAUGAAACUAUAUAUAUUAUUGUUGGUUGCGUUGUUGGCUUAAUAGUACUCUGCUGUGUUGCGUGUGUAUGUUGUAAAUGCUCGGAGAACAACUCAUACCGAGGGGACUUUCAACUUUCACCACAUGUUUCAAUUUAUGAAAACAAAAAGGAAUCUCCAAAACCAACUAUAUCAAAUCACGUGGCUAUAGAGUUAGAUCAAUCUGAUGGACCAAAGUAUCAAUUUAUCGGUGGUUACCCACAUGUCCAGCAUGGUAGUUUUGUCCAGCAUAGCGGUUUUGUCCAGCAUGGCAGUUUCCAAAAAUAUUUAAACAGUGGAACAUUUUCAAGAGGUAUUGACUGGCAACAUAUCAAACAAGAACAUUGCUCUGGUAAUGCCGCCAUCAAAGGCCAGUUUUUUACAUCUAGCAAAGACGAUUUGCUCUCAUAUUUCCGAAGAGGUGCAAAAAAUUACAGAAGUAUAAAAGAUUCAAGAUUUAACACGAUAGUUGUUGAGGCCGAUUUUAACCAAUCUAUUGGCUAUGAGAUAGAAAAUGGAAGACGAAUUCAGCUCUAUCGUCUCCUAAUGGUCUUUGAGUCGAAUUUUUAUCUAAAAACUGCAUACCCUAUCAAAAAAUAACAUUGUGAUUGAAAAGCAACUGUUGGUUUAAACUAUGGUUUAUACUACGAAUGCAAUUCUAAGGACGGUGUUGCAGUAUCUCGAGUGUAUAAAUUAGUGAAGAGAAGCUAUGUAAAUAAAUGUAAAUAAAUGUGUAUGAAUAUUAUUUAGAUAAUUUUUGUUAGUUGUAUAAGUGAUUGUUUUACCAUGGAUUACCAUGGAUUAACUGUUGUAUUGUAUUGAUUUUUAUAUUAUGAAUAGAAUCAUUAAAAUAA